GGGGUUGGUCAGAACCAGUUUCCGCGCGAAAUCCUGACGGUGACGCGCGCGUGCAGGUUUUUUAAUUUAUUUAUCUGAACUCGACAGACGACGUCACUCCGACUGAAGCGAUCAUCUGUAAUCGAUAUCUGCAUCGAUCACCGUCUGACGUGAGAGAGAGCACGAGGAACGUACGAUGAAAUACUCCGCGAGACUGAGAGUGAGGAGGGUCUACAGGUGGCUCGGGGGCCCUUUAAGGUCCAACCGGAAGCUAAAAACCUACGACUAUCGCUCGUUGGCCAUCAGCGUGGAGGGUCUCCCGAGGACCACGGUCAUCAACACCGGCCAACACAUCCUCAUCGAGGGAGAAGACGAAGACAACCCGUACGUGGCCAAAGUCCUCAAGCUGUUCGGAGACGAGAGCGGGAAGCAGAAGAAGGCGGUGGUUCAGUGGUUCGCUCGUGUGUCCGAGGUGCCUUUGAGCAAACUGAAGCUGCUGGGCAGAGAGCCUCACCCUCAGGAGAUCUUCUACUAUGACGGGCGGAGCUGUGACGACGAGGUCAACGCCGAGUCCAUCCUCAGACCUGUGCAGGUGAAGCACCUGGAUGGAGCAGCUCCGUUCCCGGACUCUGACGAUAAGGACACCCUGUACGUGAAGCUGUCCUGGGACUCUAAGAACUUCAAAGCGGUGGACUCUUCUCUGCUGGACUCUGAACUUGCUUCUCCUCCGUCCUGUCCCAAACCGUCCCUGCCACCUUCACCUCCCUGCUCCCCUCCCACGGCGGCCCCAGCGUCUCGAGGCCUUUCUCGUCGCGCCCUGCCGACUCCGGACCUCGGCAUCAUGCGCCGGGCCACGUCGGGGGAAGCGAGGUACAGCAGAGCCACGAUGAGCGCGGGGAAGGCCGGCGCCGCCGAGGCCGAGUCACUGCACUCCGCCACCAAACUGUCGGCGUCCAAAUGUCUCAGCGCCAAGAGGAGGACCGCCUCGGCCCGGACGCCCGGGGUCCGCAAGAAACUGGAGCUCAGCAGUCCAGAGAAGUCGUCCAUGAUCCACGAUGACGUCCUGUGUCAGCUGCUGAAGGAGGAUCUGGAGUCGCAGGUGGUUCUGGCUCAAAGGUUGUCGUCCUCUCCUCCUCAGUCGUCCCCACAGACGCCGCUCAGAAAGAACCACGGCGCUGAGGACGACGUGUUCUGCCUGAAGUCGUCCUCCGUCUUCCUCACCAGACUCUCUGGGACGAGCAGUCCUCCAGACGACAGCAGCAGGGAGCUGUUGGAUGAAAGUCCUCAGCGGGGUGAGGUGACGGAGGCAGGCUUACCGACCGGCUCGGUAAAGACGCCGAGGAGAAGAAACGCCACGCCGAGGACAAAGAAGGCGACCACGCCGUCUCGGAGGAAAGAACCGAAAACCCUGAAGGAGCCGGCGCUGGCAGUCCUGGCCGAGGUGGAUCAUGAAAACUCUCCGAUGCUGCCGGUCGCCGACACUCCGAGGAGCUCCAAGAGGAAGUCGGCUCAGCUGGUGUCGUCUCGCAUCAGGAAACAGCUGAAUCUUCUGGACAACCAUCAGGACCUGAACUCGGACGACGAGGACGAGUUUGUUCCCUCCAAAAAGGAGCUGCAGAGCAGCAGUGAGGACGAUGACGACGAAGGGGAAGAGGAGGCGGGGCUGGACAGCGACGAGGAGGUCGUGAUGAAGAGAGGUCGACACGUCGGGACUCCUCGUUCGAAGCAGAAGACUCGCUCAUCGACCAGAACACCGCGGAAAACUCCCAGCAAGAAGAUCACUCCUCAUUGCGCAACUCCCAGCAUCCCCAGCAGGUCGCUGCCGGCCCGACAGCCCGCGAAUGUUCUGGAGGAGGCCAGAACGAGGCUUCACGUGUCCUCUGUGCCCGAGUCUCUGCCCUGCAGGGAGCAGGAGUUUCAGGACAUCUACAGCUUCGUUGAGAGUAAAAUCAUCGACGGCACAGGCGGGUGUAUGUACAUCUCAGGCGUGCCGGGCACAGGGAAGACCGCCACGGUCCACGAGGUGAUGCGCUGCCUGCAGCACGCCGCCGACGUGGACGAGAUCCCUCCUUUCCACUUCAUCGAGAUCAACGGCAUGAAGAUGACGGAUCCUCAUCAGGCCUACGUCCAGAUCCUGCAGAAACUGACGGGUCAGAAGGCGACGGCCGACCACGCGGCGGCUCUGCUGGAGAAGAGGUUCAGUAACCCGGCACCGAGGAAGGAGACGACCGUGCUGCUCGUAGACGAGCUGGACCUGCUGUGGACCAGGAAGCAGAACGUGAUGUACAACCUGUUCGAUUGGCCGACACGGCGUCACGCCCGCCUGGUGGUCCUGACUAUCGCCAACACCAUGGACCUGCCCGAGAGGAUCAUGAUCAACAGAGUGGCCAGCAGACUGGGUUUGACCCGGAUGUCGUUCCAGCCGUACAGCUUCAAACAGCUGCAGCAGAUCAUCAUGUCGAGGCUGAACAAGGUGAAGGCCUUCGAGGAGGACGCGCUCCAGCUGGUGUCCAGGAAGGUGGCCGCUCUGUCGGGCGACGCUCGCCGAUGUCUCGACAUCUGCCGCAGGGCGACGGAGAUCUGCGAGCACUCAGCCGCCGAGCCUUCAGCCACAGGAUUGGUCGGGAUGAGUCACGUGAUGGAGGCGCUGAACGAGAUGUUUUCAUCCGCCUACGUCACCGCCAUCAAGUGUGCGUCCGUGCAGGAGCAGCUCUUCCUCAGGGCGGUCAUCGCAGAGUUUCGACGGAUCGGAUUGGAGGAGGCCACGUUCCAACAGGUGUUUGUGCAGCAGCAGGCUCUGUGUCGGGUGGAGGGUCUGCAGCCCGUCAGCGUGUCGGAGGGCCUGGCGGUGUGUCAGCGUCUGGGAGCCUGCAGGCUGCUGCUGCUGGAGCCGAGCCGGCUGGGAGUCCUGCAGCGAGUGCGGCUCAACGUCAGCCAGGACGACGUGCUGUUUGCCCUGAAGGCCGACUGAAGGAGCAUCUGACUGUAGAGAGCUGACACUUUAUCACUGAUCCUGUUUGUAUUUGCAUGUUUGAAAUGUCACUGCGCUUUAUUUGUCUUAUUGUUGAUUGAUGAUGUUUUUGGUAGAACGUUCACUGAAAUAAAAUCUACCCAAAGAA
Larimichthys crocea (large yellow croaker) is the source of this 3098-nucleotide messenger RNA. RefSeq names its product origin recognition complex, subunit 1 (gene orc1). Gene Ontology annotation, cellular component: nuclear origin of replication recognition complex. Gene Ontology annotation, molecular function: DNA replication origin binding; ATP hydrolysis activity; ATP binding. The record is from RefSeq and is a predicted model, not a curated record. The coding region runs from base 176 to 2950 and encodes 924 amino acids. Lineage: Eukaryota; Metazoa; Chordata; Actinopteri; Sciaenidae. The transcript has 18 exons. Gene Ontology annotation, biological process: DNA replication initiation; mitotic DNA replication checkpoint signaling.